AUCUGCUCGACAAUGAAAACAAACUGCAUUCGAGUAUAGACCGCGCCAUCGUUCGGAUAUUUGGCGCGCUGGCAUGAGAUUAUUACAAUUUGCGCGGGAAAUCAUUGUCUGUCAAAUAUAUAUUUUUUAAUUCCAUGGACAUCAUAUUUGCGUUUAGGCACUGACUUUUCAAAAUUGAGUUAAGAAAAAGUGAAAACGUUUUAGUGAAAGUUUUCUUUAAAAAAAUAAGGAAACUAAAUUUACAAAUUUGUGCUUUACAACCAUGACUAUUUAUGGAAAAAUAGUUCAAAUAAUUUUAAUCAGUGUUUGAUUAUUUAAUAAAUCUGCAGAUAUUUAAGGUUUGAUAAAGAUGUCAGAUGGUAUCGAAGCCGGCGCCGGACUGGCGUGGCGCUUGCUUGCCACCCUCGAGGGAGGCUCCAUAUUACUGGCCACGUCCGCAUUGAUAGCUUAUACCGCUAGAGCCAGAGUUAGGAAACAUAAGCGACGCAGGGACGUGAAGACUGUUCUUGUAACAAACACAACAAACUCACUCGGCAAGGAAGUGAAGCGACGUCUGGAGGCGUGCGGUUGCAUAGUGCACACAGUACCGGGGGAGGCGACUAGCAACUCCCGAGUCGAUGCGCUUCUAGUUAUAGGCGCCGAGACUAGGCCCGGCUUGGACGGCAUCGCUAAGUUGGUUUCAGCUGACGUUUACGAUAAUUUAAAGUUACUGGAAUCACUAUCACAUUUAGUGCAACGUGGUGGAUGUAUUGCCUGGGCAUCAGCGGGUGCCCUGGACGACGUUUACAGUGAGGCCACGCGCGCGUUCGACGCAGUGCUUCGAGCCAGCUUGAACUACGUCGCUAAGAAAUCUCGCUGCGAAGCUAUUUGGAUCGACAAAGAUGAGAGCAUAGAACGGGUAGCAGAAAACAUAAUCGCUGCUCUUGUGCCCUGUGACACGAGGCAAAAUACAAGUGUACAACCGUACCCCAUAAGGAAUAUUGCAGUACAAAUAAGCAAGUUUUUUGGGCGAUGGUUUAAAAUAAUUACGUAGUUGGAAAACGGCAACA
Molecule: messenger RNA, 1049 nt
Organism: Zerene cesonia (dogface butterfly)
Lineage: Eukaryota; Metazoa; Arthropoda; Insecta; Lepidoptera; Pieridae
Exons: 6
Coding region: 350-1033 (227 amino acids)
Source: RefSeq, a predicted model, not a curated record